Molecule: messenger RNA, 624 nt
Organism: Diutina rugosa
Lineage: Eukaryota; Fungi; Ascomycota; Pichiomycetes; Serinales; Debaryomycetaceae
Gene: ERV25
Product: Erv25p
Exons: 1
Coding region: 1-624 (207 amino acids)
Biological process (GO): endoplasmic reticulum to Golgi vesicle-mediated transport; Golgi organization; intracellular protein transport
Cellular component (GO): endoplasmic reticulum-Golgi intermediate compartment; COPII-coated ER to Golgi transport vesicle; endoplasmic reticulum
Source: RefSeq, a predicted model, not a curated record
AUGCUCCGCCAUCUUUGGUUGAUUGGCUUCCUCGCGGCUAUUGUGUCGGCGCUUCACCUUGAGGUGCUUGCCAGCAACAACCCCUCGCCUGUGUGUAUCAGAGAUUUCGUUGGUCAGGACCAGUUGGUGGUGAUCACCAUCCAUUCGUCGGGUCACCGCGGUGACGGCCAAGUGUUGGACUUAAAGGUCACCGAUUCCGUCGGUAAUGUCCAUGCCAAGAAGAAGGAUAUCUAUGGCAAGACCAAGGUGGCGUUCACCUCGCACCUGGCAGUGGCGUUCGACGUGUGCUUCACCAACUCCGCUUCGGGACCUCACAUGGGCUCGAAGCAAGUGGAAUUGGACAUCGAACUGGGAGCGGCCGCCCGGGACUGGAACGCCGUGCAAGCCAUGGAAAAGCUUAAGCCCAACGAAGUGGAAUUGCGCAGACUGAACGAGAUGUUGCGCGAAAUCAGUGACGAAUUGUCCUACCUUAAGUUGAGAGAAGAAAGAAUGAGAAAUACCAACGAGCUGACCAACUCCAGAGUGAAGUGGUUCUCGGUGUUGAUUAUCCUUGCGUUGAUUGGCUUGGGCGUGUGGCAAAUCCAAUACUUGAGAACUUACUUCAAGGCCAAGCACAUUAUUUAG